Bursaphelenchus okinawaensis is the source of this 529-nucleotide messenger RNA. The record is from the annotation of a GenBank genome assembly. NCBI's taxonomy places the organism in Eukaryota, Metazoa, Nematoda, Chromadorea, Rhabditida, Aphelenchoididae.
AUGAACUGUGUUAGCAACGUUGCCAAGGUUGUCAGCCAAGAGGCUUCUGGAUUCCAGAAGAUUGAAAAACGUCAAACUUCCAGCAAGUCAGUUGCACUCAAAUUGACAGCUGAAUGCAACAAAGCAAUUCAGAAGGCUAUUGAGAUGGGCUGGCCAGUUAGAAUUGUGUCGACUGAAACAGUAAGUUGUCUUAUCCGUUCAACACUGACUAUAAUUAAAAAAUGACUAUAACUAAAAGAAAAUUUUAUGAAGUAAUUUAAUUAUGUAAAGCAGUUAAAUAAACAACAAUAAUAUCUUUCUUCAGGGCGUCACGAUUGAGGUUGGUAACAGUAGCACUUCAGUGUGCACUUUUACUUGUAAGCAACAAAGGCUGAAUGGUAAUGUUGAGGCUGUUAGCCAAACAGGUACAACACGAUUCGAGAAGGUUUCUUCACUGAAGAAUAAACUUGUGGUCAACGAUACCGAUAAAUCCUUUGCUGACGCACGGCACCAAAUUGCUAAAUUGGCAGAUGUGCAAUCUCACGCAUAA